Molecule: messenger RNA, 927 nt
Organism: Ostreobium quekettii
Lineage: Eukaryota; Viridiplantae; Chlorophyta; Ulvophyceae; Bryopsidales; Ostreobiaceae
Source: the annotation of a GenBank genome assembly
AUGGAGUCGGACUCGUCCAACACACCGGCGCUGCCCGGGGGCGCCAACUCCGCGGAAAUGCCCCCUGCGCCUUGGUGGAAGGCCUGGGUGACGAGGGCCAGCCUCGUAAAGCUGGGGCUGCUGGUGGCCCUGGUGGUGGCCAUCCUGGUGGCCUUCCUGGGCUUCGGUGUGCACAAGCGGCUGGACGACUUCCUGGAGUGGCUGCAGGACAACAAGGCCCUGGGUUUCUUCAUAUUCGUGGCGGUGUACUCCCUGUGCACGGUGCUCUUUGUUCCAGGCCUCAUUCUCUCCCUUGGGGCGGGCUUCAUAUUCAAAAUUCCACUGGGGAUGCUGGCGGUCUGGGUGGCCGCCACCAUUGGCCAGACACUGGCCUUCCUGGUGGGCCGGUACCUUUUGAGGGACUGGGUGGCUGCCAGGACAAGGAACUUCAAGGUUUGGCAAGGCAUAGAGGCAGCUGUGGAAGAUGAGGGUUGGAAGAUCGUGGGCCUGCUUCGCCUGGCUCCCCUCAUCCCCUACAAUGCACUCAACUACGCCCUGGGCCUCACGGCCGUCAAGUUUUGGCACUAUUUCAUCGCCUCAUCGAUUGGCAUCCUGCCAGGAACAGCUCUCUAUGUCGUCAUCGGGAGCCUGGCGGAGGACCUCAGCAAGAUUACCAGUGGGGAGGGAGCCAUAGACACCAAUGUCUUGAUCGUCACGGUCGUCCUAACUAUCGUAAUGGUGGUUGUGGUCGUCUUCUUGACAACAUUUUAUGCAAAGCGGGCCAUCAAUAAGAAAUUGGAAGCUCAGAAGCUGGGCGAUGGCGAAGCUGCAGAGGGCGAGCAGCCUUCGUCCUUUUAUGACACGGAAUCUGCGACCCCGGCCAACCCAGAGACAGUGGCCAUCUCCGUGGUGCCGGUGUCUGAAAGAGGCGAGACCGGCGAACCGUGA